Messenger RNA from Aspergillus vadensis CBS 113365, 288 nucleotides. RefSeq lists its product as uncharacterized. The transcript is spliced from 4 exons. Lineage: Eukaryota; Fungi; Ascomycota; Eurotiomycetes; Eurotiales; Aspergillaceae. The record is from RefSeq and is a predicted model, not a curated record. Bases 1 to 288 code for a protein of 95 amino acids.
AUGGCACCAGGAGUGGAACCCUCCGAACUACCAGAGGUUAUUCCUCAGGCCAAGAAAGACAGUCGAAAGACGAACAAAGAGACAUCAGUGCAUGACAUCCACAAGGGAGAGCCUCAGUCUUCCUCUACACCUGGCUCGGGCUCAGGCUUCCGACAACAAACUUCUAAUUCUCCUGUGGCCGUCAGACCCGAUGAGUUCGAUUACUUGCACGCCCCUCGUGGCGCUUUCAAGUGCGCUUUGUGCCACCAGUGGCAUACGAAGAGAUGCCCGUGGUUGAUUAACUAUUGA